This is a messenger RNA of Leishmania mexicana MHOM/GT/2001/U1103, 1692 nucleotides long. RefSeq lists its product as hypothetical. Lineage: Eukaryota; Euglenozoa; Kinetoplastea; Trypanosomatida; Trypanosomatidae. The record is from RefSeq and is a predicted model, not a curated record. The transcript has a single exon. Bases 1 to 1692 code for a protein of 563 amino acids.
AUGCCACUGCUGCCGUGGAGGUGCCCUUGCUGGCGAGGAGGCCUUCCUGCGUACGGCGCAGUCAGCGCUCAUAGGCGCCCCUUCUCGCGGUCAUCGCUUUCGUAUGCGCGGCCGCGGUCACACGAACCCAGUCGCCGAAAGGAGAGGAGCCACGCGGCGCCCCCCUCAAGCAAGAAGCGCGCAUCACCACCGAGGCCGUCUGGAAAGCAGGGUGUCUUCCAUUCUCGUCCUCAUGGCGGCUCACAACGAUCCUCACCCUCCUCCUCGCCGCCGUCUCCUCCAUCAGCGAUGGAGGUGGGUGGCGUGCGCGGUGCCGCCACCCCACUCCGCACCUCAUGCAGCACAGAGGAGAAGGAAAGAGGUCUUCUGCGCUACUUCAGCCGUGGUCGCUGCCUUUACGACACGGUUCCACUGCAGAGCGCGUCCUUUGCUCUUCAGCGCGCGUCUUGCACGCAGGCGCAGCGUGUCCCGCUCGUCACCCUCUUUCCUGCCCCCUCCCCAUCCGAAUUAAGACCGUCGCUUUCGGCCUCGGCUGCAGCAUGCCCCACGGCAGAGUCUCCCGGUCGUAUCGGGGUCCAACCUCCCGCGUCACACCCGGUCGGCAAGUCCGUCGCAACGGCGGAAGGACCCGCGCAGGUGGCACCGUCGACCGCAUCGUCCCCGCUGUCCCGGGUCUUAUCAUCCAAUCUUUUCUCGAGUUAUGAGCUGCAAGAAAGGCAGCAUUCGGACUGGCUGCAGUUCCGCCUUCUCAGCGCGCGCUUCUCCAGCGCGUUCGACUCGAACAAGUUCUUUGGCGCGGCAGAGAAGCCGCUGCGGGAUGUGUGCGCUGACAUGGCAGAGAUUUGGGACACCACGUGCACGGCGUGGGAGGAGGCCAUGCAGGCCCGGAACGGCGCCACAGGCAGCGGGGCAGCGAGCCUCCCCAAGCGCCACUCUGCCUGCUUUUUGGUUUGCUACGUGCAAACCCAGCAGAAGGCUGCCGUUGGCGUGUCCAUGCAGCGCAUCGCGGCGCAGGUGUGCGAGCUGGCUCGCGCCAACUACGCGCCGCAGCUGUUCCGGGUUGUUCCUGUUUUCAUUGGUGUGCGGGCACAGAUGACGCUGUGCAUGGACGCGACUGCGUGUAGCUCGCUAGCGGCGGAUGUGGCGGCAACGGCCGGCGCUCAAACAACUGAAACGAUCGUCUAUGCAACGGGGGGCUUGUACACCGUGGCGGAGACGGUGCAGUGCAUCACACACUUGGACCCUCACGCCUUUGAUCCGCGGGGGUCAUCUGACGCCUUGCCGCAUGUAGCGUCCUCGCGCGGUGCUCCAGAGUUGCUGUGCACGUUGGAGCCACAGGUCUUCCUGUUGUCGGACAGUUGGCUGCACGUGCGCAGCGUCGCCGACCUCUACGGCGACGAUUCUUCUAUGAGCAACUCCGCAUCUGACAGUCGUGCGGCGUCUGCAGCGGCAUCUCCAGCUUCUGAGCAAGCGCGGAAUCUCCACGCCCACGGGGCGAGGUCGUUUGUGCCAGAGUCAACACGGCGCAACGUGCACGUUAUCCCCGCUGUGGUAGCGGAUCGCCUGAGUCGGAAAGAGGAGCGCGCCAUCGCCCGCUACAUCUGGUGCGACAUGCAGCGUCGAGUCAGUGGCUGGCGCGCCGCUGCGACUCUGCAACCGCUCCAUCCAUCCUCUCUCGCUAAGCCCCUGUGA